Molecule: messenger RNA, 2826 nt
Organism: Rhodamnia argentea
Lineage: Eukaryota; Viridiplantae; Streptophyta; Magnoliopsida; Myrtales; Myrtaceae
Product: putative disease resistance protein At1g50180
Exons: 5
Coding region: 1-2826 (941 amino acids)
Biological process (GO): defense response to other organism
Molecular function (GO): ADP binding
Source: RefSeq, a predicted model, not a curated record
AUGGCCGAGUCUGUUGUUUCGUUCGCGGGGCAGACAAUAGGAAAGUUGCUCAUCGACGAGGCCAAAUUCUUGUGGGGCGUAGAGGGCAAGAUCCAAGACCUGCAAAUUGAGCUGAAGCAGAUCCAGGGCUUCCUGAAGGAUGCGGACACAAGACGAGAGCACGACCAAGCUGUUGGAGAAUGGAUCGCACAACUCCAAGACAUUGCCUAUGAUGCCGAGGAUGUCCUCGAGCGAUACAUCCUCAGAGUCGCAACGAAGAAGGAACAAAACAUCGUCAAAUCGUACGCUUGCUUCGUGGCGAAGUGCACAUGCGCGCAGGUUCAUGUGGUGGGGACGGAGAUUGAGCGCUUAAAAUCCAGCAUCUCCAAUCUUAGAACGAGAAUGGAGGGUCAUGGCAUACAAUAUGUGCAGCAAGGUGAACGCAAACAUGCGAGAGCCUCGACGCCGAAACGAACUUAUGCCCAUUUCGAGGAGGAUCUUGUUGGGAGAGAAGAUGACAUCAAGGAGUUGGUAAAAGAGCUGUUGAAGGAUGGAAAACAGCGUAGAGUUAUUUCUAUAUGGGGAAUGGGCGGUUUGGGUAAAACCACACUUGCUAAAAAAGUCUACGCUCAUGACCAAGUGAAGAACAAUUUCGAUGGUUUGGCUUGGGCUUGCGUAUCUCAAGAAUACCAAGUGAGAAAUAUCUUGGUAGGAAUUCUUUUUAAGUUGAUCCCUGAUCAAAGAGAUGGGGUUAUGAAGAUGACAGAUGAUGAAUUGUUCGAAACUCUAUACAAAUUCCAACAAGAGAAGAGAUGCAUCGUGGUUCUUGACGACAUUUGGACCAAACAAGCAUGGGAUGAUCUUCGAGCCGCAUUCCCGGUCGAGAACACGAGAAGCAAGCUAUUGAUAACCACCCGCAAUAGAGAAGUAGCGGAAUAUAUCGAUCCUCAAGGUUUUCUCUAUGAACCUCGGUACUUAUCGAACCAGGAGAGCUGGGAGCUGCUGAUGAAGAGGGCGUUUCCUGAAACGAAAGCAACCAUUGACAACAUGAAAACAGUAGGAUAUGAUCUCCUUAAGAAGUGUGGAGGAUUACCCUUGGCUGUCAUCAUGCUUGGUGGACUUUUGGCAGUCAACAAGUGGGAGACGGUUCAGAGAAACAUCAGUUUACAUUUCGGCGACAAGAGUGAUGUAGCACAAGUGUUGGCAUUAAGCUAUGAUGAUUUACCAUGGCAUCUAAAGCCGUGCUUCCUCUAUUUGGGUAGCUUUCCGAUCGAUAAACCAAUCCCUGCAAAGAUGGUUCUUCCCAUGUGGAUUGCUGAAGGCUUUGUGUUGCCCAAUACAUACGACGGAGAGGGAGAAAUCUCAAUGGAAGAUGUAGCAAAGCAAUAUUUAAUGGAGUUGGUUAAAAGGGGGAUGGUUGAAGUAAAAUUCAGCUUAAGUGGAGAGAUCAAAACCUGCUGGCUCCACGAUCUAAUGCGAGAUUUGUGCAUUGUGAAGGCUAGGCAAGAGAGGUUUCUAAGAAUCAUUGACAUUCAACAGGAACGUAAAACGGAGGAUUGUUCUUCUUCGAUAGAAGUAGAAGUCGAGUUACCUUACAAAACACGAAGGCUUUCUCUCGAUAUCCGCGUGGGUGCUGAAGGAAGCACAAUUCCGAGAGUUGAAAAAAUAGGAGGGACUCUGGUCCACCUUCGGACUCUUAUAUUCUUCAACUCUGGGAAAUCUCUCAUAGGGACGUGGGAGCAAUUUCAACCUAUAUUUAUUAACUGUAAGCGUCUCAGAGUUGUAAAGCUGGAGGGUUUUCGUAAUAUGAGAGGAAAUUUACCUGAAUCGGUGGGAGAGCUAGUCCAUUUAAGAUACUUAAGCUUAGCAGGAAGUAUGCUCAAUGGCUUGCCGCAAUCCAUGGGGAACCUUGUUUGCAUGGAAUACUUGGACCUGCAAGGACUAGAAUUUUGGAAGAUAAUUGUGCCAAAUGUGCUGUGGAAGAUGAGAAGGCUGAGGCAUCUCCACCUUCCCAGCCUUUUUGCCGUCAGUGGCCAGAAGAAAUUGCAGUUGGACUCUUUGCAGGAUCUACGGACAUUAAGAAACUUUAAUCCAGAACAGUGCGAUGUGAACGAUUUAGGCAAACUGACCAAUCUCCAAAAGCUGACAGCCCCUCUCUUGCGCGGUGCCGACAAGUUGGCGAUAAUUCCACAGCUUGCUAAUUUCACUUUCAAACAUCUUCAAUCCUCGUCUUUUGAAUUCUGGGCCCCUUCAUUCACCGAAGGUGAAUUGAGUGAACUGUCAAGCUAUGGCCAUUCCUGCAAGCUGUUCAUUAAAGGAGGAAUAGAGAAGUUACCGGAACAUAAGAAUCUACCCCAGCAGCUAACAAAGCUGGUCUUGCUGGAUUCCCAACUCGAAGAAGAUCCGAUGCCAACACUGGAGAAAUUACAGCACUUGGUUGUUCUCCUAAUGGUUAAUGCCUUUGUGGGAAAGGAAAUGGCUUGCUCCGCAGGAGGCUUUCUUCAACUCAAGAACUUGCUCCUUCAAGGCCUGCCAAAUUUGGAGGCGUUGAGGGUCGCCAAAGGAGCCAUGCCUCAUCUUUCUCGAUUGGAAAUCGGCUACUGUUCCAAAUUGAAGAAGUCUGCACAUACGGCGGUUUUGGAGAUGUUUUCACAUCCCGGAAGCAUCGUCAAGUGGGAGGAGGAGACUGAAGAGAGCUGGGAGGAUCUUGGAGGUUCCCCAGGAGCAGAGAAAAUGAAGGCGAAGAGCAUGAGAAGAGAACUAGGCUUCGAACUAGGAGAGAUUCUCGGCGAGAUAACAGUAGGAGGAGGAGGAGAAGACGAGACAUUUGAUGAGUGGGCAAUGUAG